AUGGAAGAAAUCGAAACUAAGGGUGUAGCCUAUUUGUGUUUCAAUGAUGAGGGAACGAGAUUCUAUGGCAGCCUGAUCAACCCGGAAUCCAAAAAUCAAUAUGGCCUGUGUGGCAAGUGUGUGGAUAAAGCCACUGGGAAUACAGAUAUUCACGAAUGCUGUAUUGGAGACCAUACUAAAGUGAUGACUAUAACAGUAAUUGAUUAUAACCAAAAUAAUAAUGAACAUCUGUUUGUAGAUGUAAUGAAGACCGGGGGAGAUAAUUGCUCAUUAGUUUCUACUAAUUUAUCCUUCAUUACUGACGAGCUUCUGGUAGAUGCCAAGGCCGAAGAAGUUAUUAGUAAAUAUUUUCCAGAAACUUUGAAGAAUCAAAACUGCUACGUGUGUGUUGGUGAUAUGACUCUCUCAAUUCAGAAGCAAAUCACAAAAGAAAAACAAACUGUACAAAAAUCGUGUUGCCAUUAA
Molecule: messenger RNA, 465 nt
Organism: Lottia gigantea (owl limpet)
Lineage: Eukaryota; Metazoa; Mollusca; Gastropoda; Lottiidae
Exons: 1
Coding region: 1-465 (154 amino acids)
Source: RefSeq, a predicted model, not a curated record